UAUGAAGCUUCAUUAGAAAGUCAAUCUUGACUUGCUAUUCGUACUUAUACAAACUUUCCGAUUUUUUCUUAAAAAAAAACUCUUCUUGUGUCAAUCCAACGUCUCUGUGAAAGCAUCAAGAAUAUGGACGGAUUGACGGCAGUCGAGACGCGCGAGCUGGAGCAGCGUAUGCAAAAGCAGCAGAUGAAGGUCUUCUUUGGUCUCUUCAGCAACUUGGUUGACCACUGCUUCAUGUCAUGCGUCGACGACUUCACCACAAAAUCAUUAACGGGCCGCGAGUCCGGCUGCGUAACUCGUUGCGUCCAGAAGCACAUGGCCUUGUCACAGCGCCUGAGCGAACGCUUCCAAGAAUAUAAUGCUCAGAUGACUCAACAACAGCAGCAACAGGGUGGUUUCCGAUAGAUUGGCGAUCUUGGUGGGGAGAGGUAUCUUUCUUUCAGGGGUUCCUAUACACUAGGCGUCCGGAAAUCCAGUGGCUGGAUUGGAGAUAUGUCUGAUCGGAACCAGCUACACGUAUAUGUAAAAAGAGAGAGAAAACUCUAACAGGCAUUGGGUUAAGACUAUUUCAGCAGCAACCACUUGAGUGCCAUAUUAUCAAUAGGCACGGGAUUAAAGGUUAUGAUAUAGCUUCACUGUAACAGUAGGAACUCUACGGGAAACGACGGAUCUCGGAGUAAAAAAAAGAGGUGGGAGGACAAGAAAGAGAAAUCAACCGGAAACCGAACGGCAAAUGUUACCAUUUCAACUCCUUGUAUCAUGGGCAUUUUCCUUCUUCCAUGGUACUAUCGUAUUAUAAUUUGGCGGUGAUGUCGUACAUCACCUUUGCAAAUCAGUUUCAUUAUGUCACUGGAAAAAAUCACUAUGCGAGACACCGCUAUGGAUUC
Molecule: messenger RNA, 884 nt
Organism: Annulohypoxylon maeteangense
Lineage: Eukaryota; Fungi; Ascomycota; Sordariomycetes; Xylariales; Hypoxylaceae
Product: mitochondrial intermembrane space translocase subunit
Exons: 3
Coding region: 124-402 (92 amino acids)
Source: RefSeq, a predicted model, not a curated record